Molecule: messenger RNA, 880 nt
Organism: Pristis pectinata (smalltooth sawfish)
Lineage: Eukaryota; Metazoa; Chordata; Chondrichthyes; Rhinopristiformes; Pristidae
Gene: fam43b
Product: family with sequence similarity 43 member B
Exons: 1
Coding region: 5-880 (291 amino acids)
Source: RefSeq, a predicted model, not a curated record
CACCAUGCUGCCGUGGCGGAGGAGCAAGGCGGUGCUGGUAGAGGAGGAGCAGGAGAACCGGCGCAAGGCGAAGGCUUGGCCGCCCUACCGCUCGCUGCUGGCCUCGUUGGCCCGGGCUUGCCCCGGCUUCUGGCCCGACUGCCCUCUCCGGCGGCUGGGCGGCGUGUUCAGGUGCCGGCGGCGCAAGGUGCAGCUGAGCCGGGAGCAGCCGAGCCACAGCGUGCGGUACCUGGGCAACGUGGUCACCCUGCGCUCCCGGGGCGACGGCUGCACAGACGACGUGGUGGACAAGAUCUGGAGCCGGAGCGAGCAGGGCACGGUCGGUGCCAGGAUGCAGCUGAGCAUCAGCCCCCAUGGGAUCCGCCUGUGCCCCGCCGACGGCCACUCGGGCCAUCUCUACCUGCUGCGCCGGAUCACCCACUGCGGAGCCGACGCCCAGCGCCCCAAGGUGUUCGCCUGGGUCUACCGGCAUCAGCUGAGGAACAAGGCGGUGCUGCUCCGGUGCCACGCCGUGCGGCUCAGCAAGGCGGCCAAAGCCCGGGACAUCGCCCUGCUCCUGCUGCGCACCUCCAGCUCGGCCUUCAACGACUUCAAGCGGCUCAAGAGGCUGGAGGACGCGCGGCACCGCCGGCAGCAGCGGCUGGGCUCCCUGGCGCUGCCCCUGGUGCCGCUUCGGCGGCUGCUCAACUCUGAGUGCCCGUACCGGGGCUGGCGGGGGCCGCCGGGGCUCGGAGUCAUCGCCGAGGACGUGGCGGGCGAGCAGGAGGACGGCGAGGCCGACGUGGGCGGCAUCUCCCGGAGGGUCGGUUCCUGCACCCUCGCCGACGAGGCGCCGUCCCCGGCCGCUUGCUCCAACGGGUCCUCGCCGGCUUCCAACUGA